Messenger RNA from Drosophila subpulchrella, 348 nucleotides. It is a transcript of the gene Cpr47Ed, whose product is annotated as endocuticle structural glycoprotein SgAbd-9. Gene Ontology annotation, cellular component: chitin-based extracellular matrix. The transcript is spliced from 2 exons. The record is from RefSeq and is a predicted model, not a curated record. Lineage: Eukaryota; Metazoa; Arthropoda; Insecta; Diptera; Drosophilidae. Bases 1 to 348 code for a protein of 115 amino acids. Gene Ontology annotation, molecular function: structural constituent of chitin-based larval cuticle.
AUGUUCGCAUUGCUAUUGAUCUUGGCUUGCUGCCAGCAGUGGAGUUGGCCCGCUGAGAGUGCUGCCAUUAAUGAACCAGUGCCAAUCCUCAAAUCGGUGGCCAAACAACUCAGCUCGGGCACCUACUUAUUUAUGUACGAGAGCGCCGAUGGAAGUUAUCGCGAGGAGCUGGGCCUUGUGGAUUCCGAUACAAUUCCUGCCGAUGGCAGUCUGAAGGUUUCCGGUGUUUAUGGUUAUAUCGAUGACUGGGGUCAGGAGCUGCAGGUCAGAUAUAAGGCGAACCAGAAUGGCUUCUUGCCACAUGUGAGGUACGUUUCCGUGGGGAAUGCUAUAAACAAAUCGCCAUAG